AUGGCGCCGGAGAAUAAAACCUCAAUGCAGCCCCGGGGCUUCCAACCCGUCCGUGCCUGCAUAUUCGACAUGGACGGCCUCCUCAUCGACUCCGAAGACGCCUACACCGUUGUUACCAACACGAUCCUGAGGGAAAACGGCCGUCCCGACCUGCCGUGGAACAUCAAGGCACAGCUCCAAGGUCGACCCGCUCCCGCCGCCGGGAAGAUCUUCCACGAGUGGGCCCAGCUCCCCAUCUCGAGGGAGGAAUUCAUGCGGAGGCAGACAGAGCUACAAGCCGAGGCGUUUGUGAAUUGCAGGCCGCUUGCGGGUGUGGAGAAGCUGCUUAGGAAACUUCAAAGAGCGCACGCAAAGAGCGACGGGGCGUCCGUCUCCCCGGACCCGGCGAACAAGAAGAAGGUUCACAUCGCAUUGGCGACGAGCUCACAUUCCAAAAACUUUGAACUCAAAACGAACGGGAUGAAAGACAUGUUUAGUCUCUUCCCUCCCCGACAUGUUAUCUUGGGCGACGACCCCCGGAUACCAAAGGGGAGAGGAAAGCCGUUGCCAGACAUUUACCUGUUAGCAUUGCAGACCAUCAACGAGACGUUGGCCAUAGAAGGUGAAGGAGAACGACCAAUCACCCCAGACGAGUGCCUUGUCUUUGAGGACAGUGUGCCGGGGGUAGAGGCCGGCAGGAGGGCAGGUAUGCGAGUCGUAUGGGUCCCACACCCGGGACUACUCGACGUGUACAGUGGGAGAGAAGAGGAAGUCCUUGCGGGACAAACCGGUGAGCAUAAAGAAGACGAUCUAGACCACACCGAGGGCGUUCCCCUCAUGGGCAGUCCCGGGUACCCUGGCGAACUCAUGGACGGGUGGGCAGAGACGCUGUCCUCGCUGGAGGAGUUUGAUUACUCGAAAUACGGCAUUGAAGUUGGCGAUGAGAGAGACGCCUCAGAACACAGUCAGCACACUGCCGACGGCGGCAUGACGGACAAGGAAUUGGAAGAAAUGACGGCGUUGGCAGACGGUAAACGACACGCUCCGGAAGAACCAUCGCCUCCACAGAUUCCCAGGACAAGUUUAUGA
This is a messenger RNA of Fonsecaea nubica, 1068 nucleotides long. RefSeq lists its product as hypothetical. The transcript has 2 exons. Lineage: Eukaryota; Fungi; Ascomycota; Eurotiomycetes; Chaetothyriales; Herpotrichiellaceae. The record is from RefSeq and is a predicted model, not a curated record. Gene Ontology annotation, molecular function: phosphatase activity. Bases 1 to 1068 code for a protein of 355 amino acids.